This is a messenger RNA of Cherax quadricarinatus, 2149 nucleotides long. Lineage: Eukaryota; Metazoa; Arthropoda; Malacostraca; Decapoda; Parastacidae. The record is from RefSeq and is a predicted model, not a curated record.
AGAAAGUUGAAUGACCCAAUUGGGAGAAUGAUGAUACUGGUGUGAAACUUAGGCCUUUGUUAGAGCACAUCACAUCCUAGCCUGUAUUAUGGCUGGACUUGAUGACUACCAGUUCUUUUCAAACCUACGUGAGAGAGAGACCCCUUUUUGGCAGAAGACUUACGAAGAUAAGGAAAAAAUAAUGGAACCAACAGACUGUUAUCGGAGACCCACCGAGUUCCCUCAGACUCUACUGAACCCUGUACAUGGCUCUCCUCAGACAACUAAACCAGUUUUACCAAAGCCUCAUGAUCAUGAUUCAUACAAGGACAUUCAGAUGGAGAAAUAUGGAGAGUUAUCCAUCAACAUAGUCAGCUUGUGUUCAGAAAAUUUACUUAGUCAUCCCUUUAUUGUGGUUAGAAGACAGUGCCAGGUGAAUGUUAAUAGCCAGCGUUACCAUGUCCUGCCAAUAACACUUGUGCCAGCCUUAAUACACAUGCAAGGAUGUCAAGGUUUCUCUGCUUUUUGGAAAGGGCUGGGCUCAAUACUUACAGUAAAAGGAGUGACCAUGGCCCUAGAAGACUUCAUUUCAAAAUUUACUCCAUGGCCAAAGGAGAUCUCCCCUCACAGCUCUCCUAAGACGAUGGGGCAGCACUUACUUUUAAAGUGUUCUGCCUUGGCUCUCAUCACGCCAUUCUAUAGUGCCAGCCUUGUGGAAACUGUUCAGAGUGAAAUAGCCAGUGAAAAGCCAGGUGUCCUAGAUGUUUUUAAGGAAGGGCUAACACGCCUGCUGUCUUUUACACAGCCACAGACAGGACGUAUGCUUCCAGUUUGGUUGCUAAUAGUUCCAACAGUAGCACAUGGCAUUCUUCAAUACCUUAUUGGUAAUGCAGUAUCAACGAUUACAUCACAAAUUUUGAGGCGUUACCACAGACAAGAUCAACAAAAGCAGGGUGCUGUAAGUAAGGACUCAGGGUCAUUUUUGGAUGCAUCUGUCCGUCUCCAAUCAACUUUUAUAGGCCAUCUAGCAUCUGAUGUCUUGCUUUAUCCACUGGAGACUAUUCUACACAGACUCCACAUGCAAGGUACUCGCACAAUUAUUGACAGUCUUGAUGUAGGGUAUGAGGUGAAGCCUAUACUCACACGCUAUGAAGGAUUCUUUGACUGCCUUAACACUACAGUCAAGAGGAGGGAUUCUUGGGACUUUUUAAGGAACAGCCCAUUGUCCUGCAUCCAGAGGCAGGAGAGUAUAUUGCAGAAUAGAACUUAGUCACCCCUCUGACACCAAGUGCUCCAUACACUCCCAUAUCUGCUGUGCAUCCAGGAGUGGCUAGUUUACAUUCAUCCCCUCUCACUACAUCCUAUCAUGGAUCACCAAGAUCAGGGCCAUUUGGUGCUCAAUCUCCAGUAGCGGGAUCAAGAGGAUUUUGCACCUAUGUUCUCCAUCAGGACGCAGAAUCGACGAGGUAGACUUAAGAGCAGAGAUGGAGAGGCACAAAAUUAGUCUCAGCCUAGAUGAAUGAUUUAUGCCAAACUUAAAAUAUGUUUAGUUUAUUUUUGUUGAUAUGCAUAGAUAUUUUACUUUAAGAUUGUCAUAUUCCUUGUUUAAGCAAGUGUUACUUGAAUAUACUACAUAUUGUAAAUGAUAGUUGUUUCCAGGAGAUGCCUUCUCACCCUAUGAAAGUGGGAAGUGAUUCAGUGUUCUUGAAUAUUCAUUGACAACAUAAUAAAUACAAAAUAAAAUCAAUGAUGAGUAUCUUUGUUGCAUUUUUAUGACUACCUGCAACUUGCAUUUCUUUAAAGAAUAUUUGUUUUGCAAAUUUACUUUUAAUUGGUAUAUUAAUUUGUUCAAAUAUUAGACAGUAACAUGUAAAAUUACAUUUAAUACCUUGUUUCAGCAGCUGCAGAAGUUAAAAGCUAAUAUAACCUAGUUCUUCAGUACUUCACAGUGUUAAAUUAGACACAUGUGCAACUCUUGGGUAUCUUUAUCUCAAUAAAGAUACCCAAGAGUUGCACAUGUGUCUAAUUUAACGUGUCGGUUCUUUGAACCAUUCAUCUACAGUACUUCACAGUAAAUAAUUGACAUUUGUUGUUAGUCAUUUUUUUUACUCUGAUUACUUGAUGAUUUGUUGUGUGCAUUUAUUUCUUAAAUUGAAAUUAUUUAAUGUGA